CGAGAGUAUUCAUUAUUCUUCUUCAUCUUUGUAAACCCUUUCGUAGCAGCACAGAGAGAGAGAGGAAUGGGUACUCGAGAGGUCUACGAAGAGAAACUAAGGAGGGGAAAUCUCGAUCGCGAUCCUACUCUCAACCCCGGCCUUGGUUCCCCACGAUGCCCUCGUUGUCUCUCGCUUCUCAACCCUAAUUCCGAAAGAGGCGAGUGGACCAUCACUCCCGUCUUGCACGACGCCACUGCUGUCGCUGGCUUGGGGAUUGGCGCUAUGCUUAGUGUAGUUCAUGGUUUCAAUACAGGUUUGCCAUAUCUUCUAAAUGCUGUGAAGGGACCGAAGUGGCUUCCUCUCGUCGUUGGGAUUCCUCCAUUGUUGAUAUUCUCAGGCAUAAGUUCUGCUUUUGGAGGAUAUGUGCUUCCAAAGUUCACUCAACUCACCGUAACAUCCUAUUAUGCUGCAUCGAGUGCCUCACAUUAUGGAAUCUCUCUUGUUACCCGACAUAUUGAAGAGAACUACAGCUCCAAAACUCAGCAUCUCAAGAGGCUCUGAUGAUAUUCCUUUCGGGUGUACUUACAAGGAAAAUACAUUACCUGGCAAUUUUGUCUGCAUAAACGUCCUGUGGAUGGUUAGGAUUGUUAAACCCUAGUAACAUUUUUGUUUCUCCUUACGGAAAUGCUUAUAUGUGAAUAAUCCUUGUUUAUAUUUUACUAUUAAGCUUUGGUAAUAAGAAGUCCAUUUAUUUAA
Molecule: messenger RNA, 738 nt
Organism: Vigna umbellata (rice bean)
Lineage: Eukaryota; Viridiplantae; Streptophyta; Magnoliopsida; Fabales; Fabaceae
Source: RefSeq, a predicted model, not a curated record